This is a messenger RNA of Danio aesculapii, 3166 nucleotides long. It is a transcript of the gene fam111a.2, whose product is annotated as family with sequence similarity 111.2. Bases 3 to 2003 code for a protein of 666 amino acids. The record is from RefSeq and is a predicted model, not a curated record. The transcript has 5 exons. NCBI's taxonomy places the organism in Eukaryota, Metazoa, Chordata, Actinopteri, Cypriniformes, Danionidae.
AAAUGGACAAAAAGAAGAAAAUGGACAAAACGGGGAACCAUAGCAUUCGCAAAUUCUUAGUGGAAAUGUCGGCUGACAACAGCAGUGGAGCCAGGAGGAUCUCACAAUCCAAUACAAAUGUUCAGGAAAGAGAAAACCAUGCGAGCUUAAAGAAAGAAAAACUGCACCGAAAUGAUUAUCGUAAUCCAUUACAGGAGAGGACCAACAAUAUUUCUGAAGAAGGACCAUUUAACAGCUUUCUGCAGCAGAGUGAGGAAGGGAAAAGCCACACUUUCAGUUUCCGCUACAAAUACAAGAAACAUGCAGUGGCAUGUGACAUGUCCAAGACUGUCCUCGAUGCUCUCAAUACAAACAAGAUAUUUGAAGCAAUUAUGGGAGAAAACAAAAAUAAAGAAAUAGUCAUCCAGAGAUCCCAAGGAGACGUUCCUAGAGCUGCUGUGAAAAGAGAUUUCCCUUGCUGUCUUAUUGAAAAAGAUGAGCUGUUGGAUAUAAGCUUCAUCAAAAAUUGUGGAAACGUUCCUACAAAACGGAAGACUAGAAGGCGCUCAUUCUCCAAAGAAACACAAAACAUAGUAACCUUUAACAUUAAAACUAAAGGAGGCAAGAAAGUGAAACGCUUGAUGAAAAACAACGAGCUGAGGAAGAAAGUUGAAGAUGUUUGUGUGUAUGCAUUCAAAGAAGAAAGAAUCAAGGAUGCACUGCGGCACGACGGACGGUUCAUCAAUGCCAUUUUCAAGAAACAUUGUGCACUUACCGAAUUUGGGAGUGAGACGAUCUAUGAAAUGAGACAAACUGUAGAGCAUCUGGACGGAAAGCAUUUCGAGAUUAUUGUUGUCAGUGACAGUAUCCAGCCAGAAAGUCAAGAUGACUUCUUGGGUGAUGAACCGUAUGAAGCUUGCUCUGCUGAUCUGCAAGAAAACAUCGAUCCUAAGCAACAUCCUAUUAACAAUAAACAAGAAGUGAAAUCCACAAAUCCUAACAAUUCCUGGACUCUUGAAAUGAUUCAAGACUCUGAAGAAAUUGUGAGAAUUCUGCGCAGUCAGUGUCCAUUUUACCUGGAGAGCUUAGUGAAGCAGCUAGGGAGCAGAAGGAAGAAAUCUGAGGUCCGAAAGCUGCUCCGAGCAGAAUAUGAUAAAAGCGUUCAAAGCUUUUCUGAGGUGUUUAAAAUAAAGCAGAUCAUGAGACUCUCGGACUCUGUGUGUCAGAUUCGAGCUGAAGGGUCCGCCAGAGGAUCAGGCUUCAUACUCUUUAACAGAUUCAUCAUCACCAAUGCGCAUGUUGUAAAGGAUUUUAUGGAGGAUCCAAACAGGUUUUCUUCUUCAAAAUAUCUAGAAGCUGCAUUUGAUUUUGAUCGUCUUGACUCAAAGGUGAAGCUGGUGCCAAUCAAGAAACAGAUUCCUGCUUACUGUUAUAUAACGGAUGCUAAUAAAAGGCGUCUUGACUUUGCUCUUCUUGAAUUGGAUGCUGCUGAUGAAAUCUCAGGUCGCCCAGAGUUGCUCAGUUACUACAGCCCUGGCGUUCCUUCAACUGGUGGGGUUUGCAUUGUGGGACAUCCUGAUGGCACGAAUAAGAAAAUGGAUUCCUGCUUUAUCGUUGCUAAAGAUAAAGCAGCAGAGGCAGCGGAUGAACACAUCUCUAAGAAUGUCACUUUCAUUCAUGUGGUUUCACAGAGGUGUAUAGAAGAGAAAUGGGACAUUUAUGGAAACCAGUUUAGUUAUCACUCCUGUUUCUUUUAUGGAUCUUCUGGCUCUCCGGUUUUUGACGAGGACUGCAAGCUGAUUGGUGUGCACACUGGUGGAUAUGUGUACAAGGAGAAAAGAGGUAAAACUAGAAGCGUUAUGGAGUAUGGCUAUACCAUGCAGUCCAUUCUGGAUAUGAUCAGAGCUCAGCUGAAGAUAAAAGGUUUGAAUGAGAUUGUCAAUCUCUUGGAAAACUACAGCGGUGUGUUUGAGACUCCAGAGAAAGAGGAGGAGACCGACUGUGAGAUGGAAGAUGUUGAGUGACGCCGUCCAUUUCUUUUGGAAGGAAAUGACUAAAAAGUCUUAAAUGAUUAGUUCAUCCAAAAAUGUUGUCAUUAAUUACUCACCCUCAUGUCAUUUCAAUCUCCUGAGACCUUCAUUCAUCUUCAGAACACAAAUGAAGAUAUUUUAGAUGAAAUCCUGGAACUCUCUCAUCCUCCAUAGACAGCAAUGGUUCAGAGACGUUUGAAGUCCAGAAAAGGAAGCAAAAACAUUGUCAAAGCAUUAAAUCAACUUCAGUGGUUCUACUGUUAUCAUACAAAGCUCCAAGAACACGUCUGUGCUUGGAAAAAAAAAGUAAAUACAACUGCGAAACACGCAAGCACCAUAUUGUUUAUUUAGAUUUUUUAUGGCUUUAUGUAGGGCUGGCUGAUUAAUCGAAAUGAAACCACAAAUGCGAUUGAACAAAGCAGCGAUUGUCAUGCACAUUAUUGUGAUUCAUAGUAAAUUUCCUCUGAAUGCCAGAGGGUGCUUUGAGAAACCCUGGAAAUACCCAUAGCAUUAAUAAUGCAUUUUAUUUAUAGACCAUUUUGAGAGAUGUAAACAAAAACAAUGGUCCCAAUGUAUUUCCUGUUUUACAUUUUUAAUUUCAGUAGCUUAUAAGAAUCCAAAAAGAGCCACAUAUUGAAAAUUAAUGCUAUGAUAGCUGUUUUAACAUUAAGUUAUGAUUGAAUUGCCUCUUGCUGCAGUUAUGAAAUAGUUUGAUAACAAGCAGGAAAUGUUCAUGGGCAAAUGACAUGACCAGAGUGAAAUGGUCUAUACUGUGCUUUUCUUACACCCAAAGCACUACGUUAAGGAUAAUACAAAAUAGAGAGUGAGUGAGAGAGAAAACAUUAAAUAGUACAAAGUAAAAAACGAAAUAAAAAUUUGAUUAAAAAACAAAUGUUUUUCGUUAUUUUUUUUUUAUCAGAAAAAAAAGUAUAUUAAACAAUUCUAUUUAUAAAUGAUUAAUAAAAAAAUAUCUAUUUUUCUUAAUGUUGUCUCCAAAUUCCCUACAACAAUUUUAGCAGUCUAUGAGUCUAUCUAGUAUUCAUUUAUUCAACCAUGGUGAACGGACAGAGAAUAAAGGCUCUUGCACUCUAUUUCGGACACUGCGAGAAUCAGCUUCUCUGCCAUGGGGCACGACAAAGCUGAAAAUUCUGUGCAAC